Molecule: messenger RNA, 1278 nt
Organism: Yamadazyma jaroonii
Lineage: Eukaryota; Fungi; Ascomycota; Pichiomycetes; Serinales; Debaryomycetaceae
Source: the annotation of a GenBank genome assembly
AUGUCAUUAACACCGAUUUAUAUUCACACACAUCGGCGAUUAUUUGGGUUGGGUUCCUUUAUCAGAGGAAUAGGGACUUUGAAAUCAUCAAUAAGGACCUUCCAAUAUCGUCAAUUUUCGAAUGGAAGAUUUUCGUAUCAAGAUUUCAAUGAUUCGUUAAGAGAUGCUCUUUUAACCAAAUCCUUAACUGCUAAUAAGACAGUGGAAGAAUUUAUACGUUGUACGGUGUUCGAUAAACAUGGGGAUUUAGUAGUGCAAGGGAAAGAUCUUAGAAGACUGGAUUUUAUGAAAAGUAAUGGAUUAGUGAGUAGAGAUUUAAGGAAGAUAUCUAAACAUAAUGCUACACAAUCUGUUAAUUAUAUCAAUCUUGAAGUUGUUCCCACCAUUUUCACAAGAAACGACUGUAUAUUAUUGAAUCUAUUGAACAUAAGAGCUAUGAUCAAAUCCGAUCAAGUGGUUUUAUUCGAUUAUCAUCCCUCAGAAUCUUCAUAUCUAGGUACAACAGGAUCUAAAGCAGGUUUGAAUGAUAGUUCUAAUUUUUAUGAUACUUUGAUUAAAGAAUUACAACAAGGUUUGAGUAGAGCCACUGAAACCACCACUUCAGGGUCAUUGGUUUAUGAAGUACGUGCAUUAGAGAUCAUUUUAAAUCAUGUGGUUAAGAACUUAAAUACCGAAAUGAAUGUUCAAACUAAUGCUUUGAGGAACUUAUUGGAUAAUCUUGAAGAUUCCAUUGAAAGUAAUAAAUUACGGUAUCUUUUAAUCCAUUCGAAGAGAAUGACCGAAUUCCAUAGGAAGGCUUCCCUUGUUAAAGAUUCCUUAGAUUUGAUUUUAAGUGAUGAUGAAUUAUUACAUUCUCUUUAUUUGUCCGAGAUGGCUGCCAACAAAGAGAACAGUCACGCUGAAAUCGAGUUGUUGAUUGAAUCAUAUUAUGUUACUGUUGAUGAGAUUGUACAAAAAGUAAGUAACUUAUUAAACCAAACCAAAUCAACUAAUGAAAUCAUCAAUAUCAUUCUAGACUCCAAUAGAAAUGAAAUGAUGCUAUUGAGUUUGAAAUUCGGUGUAGGAUUAUUAUCAAUGGGGUUUGCUCUUUAUAUUGCUGCACUUUAUGGAAUGAACUUGGAGAAUUUUAUCGAAGAAACUGAAUUUGGAUUCCCAGUGGUAGUAAGUUUCAGUUCAGUUCUCUUGGUUUUCUUAAUCUUAGUCAGUGUUGCAAGAUUAAGGAGAGUGCUGAAGAUUACUAUGACAGGUAAAGGAUCAGAUGAUAGAUUUAGACAUUGA